Messenger RNA from Saccoglossus kowalevskii, 609 nucleotides. RefSeq lists its product as uncharacterized. NCBI's taxonomy places the organism in Eukaryota, Metazoa, Hemichordata, Enteropneusta, Harrimaniidae. The record is from RefSeq and is a predicted model, not a curated record.
AUGGCCAAACCGAAAAAGAUAAAUCUUUCCAAGUAUGAGAUGGUAAUAGGUGCUAUGUUUGAAGGUGGAGAAACAACAAAUUCUUGCAUAAUAAAUGGACACUGCACACUUGUGGUGGUUAAGCAAAAAAGUCAUGAAAUAAUAUAUCUUAAUUCUACUGGUGAAAGUAAAGAGACAAUGGUGACAAUUCAGUGGAAUUGGAAUAAUUAUGCAAGUAAGAAGGGUGAAGUCAGUACUUAUACUAUAUUGAAAGUGGAUCAUACAAUGCAUGAUGAUGCUGUACCAUGUGGUGUGUUAGUCAUCAAGUUUGCAAAGCAGUUUGCUAAUGGACAGUCUACAAAAUUAAUGUAUGACAUGGACAAUAUAGUUCAUUUUAGAGAAGAUAUAUCACGUUGUAUUGUAGAAGCAGCUUCAGAAGAAUCUAAGAUGCACAUGUCAAAGAGAGCUUCCGUGCAUACUCCGUCCCUAGAACUUAAGAAGACAGAUUUCCUUUUACCUAUUAAGAAAUCUGCUGAAGGUAAUUUUAUUUCCCCUAGCAAAGUAUCAUUAGUUAUUGCAUUCCAUCACAAAUCUGCUGCUUAUAGUAGUAGAGUAUCCAUGCUUAUGUAA